AAAGAAUCUGUUUGUGGUUGACAAUUCUGAGUUGACACAGAAGGGUGGAAUGGUUACUGUGCCAGGUCUUUCUGGUGGAACAACAUAUUAUGCAAAGGUUGUUGCAAGAAAUUGUGUUGGUGCUAGUGUUCCUGCUACACAGUCUUGCUCUACACGCUGUGGUCCAUUGUUGCAGCCACGAGCAGCCAAAGAAGUAUUUUUGUCUGAUGACACCAUAACACUGACAGUAAAGGCUCCUGACUUGAAUUGUCAAAUUGACAAAUACAUUGUUAAAGACGUCGCAUCUGCCGACGAACUCCAGUCAUCAUAUUCUGUUGAGAAUGGCAUUGUAACUAUUACCAUAACGGGACUGGAGGCAGGAGCAAACUAUACAGUUCAAGUGUAUGCAGUAUAUGAUCAGUCACAGGAACGUCCAAUAGGGAAACCAGUCACAUUUCAAAUAUCAAGCCAAGAUAAAGGUGAGGAAGGUCUAUCAUCAAGUGUUGUAGCUGGUGUGGCUGCUGCAGUUGUGUUGGUGAUCAUUCUCAUCAUUGUUGGUGUGAUAAUAUGCCUAUACAGAAAGAAGAGAGAUGUAACCAAGUCCACUCGAGAGACUAGUAGGACAGUCAGAAGUCAAAUGUAUGAAGACCCAUUGCAAACUCCAAUCUCAGACACAGUGAUGCAACAAUCAAGUGCAUAUGGCGUGGUGGGAAGGGAGAGAGCAGCUGGUGACUCGGAAGUAAAGAUGCAGGAAUCACGAGCAUAUGCAACGAUACCCAUGCAAGUGGCUACUACCAAUGCAAUCGUGUCCAACAUGUAGAGACAGCUGUCGGACAUGGACAAAUAUUGUUUCUGUAGUAGAUGAGUUUCUUACUUACAUGCAUAAUUGCUUAGGAGUUAUUCUGCAUGUUAUAAUCAGUGUCACUUUUCUUCUGGUGAUGCAUUGUAGCUACGUAGGCAAAAAGUGUUUGUAUG
This is a messenger RNA of Corticium candelabrum, 954 nucleotides long. RefSeq names its product fibronectin-like. The record is from RefSeq and is a predicted model, not a curated record. The transcript has 3 exons. Bases 50 to 799 code for a protein of 249 amino acids. Gene Ontology annotation, molecular function: protein binding. Lineage: Eukaryota; Metazoa; Porifera; Homoscleromorpha; Homosclerophorida; Plakinidae.